Oreochromis niloticus (Nile tilapia) is the source of this 4946-nucleotide messenger RNA. Its product is annotated as protocadherin alpha-8. Gene Ontology annotation, biological process: homophilic cell-cell adhesion. Gene Ontology annotation, cellular component: plasma membrane. The record is from RefSeq and is a predicted model, not a curated record. The coding region runs from base 318 to 2681 and encodes 787 amino acids. The transcript has 2 exons. Lineage: Eukaryota; Metazoa; Chordata; Actinopteri; Cichliformes; Cichlidae. Gene Ontology annotation, molecular function: calcium ion binding.
AAACAUGCUCCUUUAGAAUUUCCUGGAAACAGCUGCAGUAUUUUGACUUUCUUGCAAUACGCAACGAAUUCGCACGGUGUCAGUGUGUUGGCAAAAGACAGACUGUAUCUUGUCGUCAUUGCAUUAGGGUUCCACCUUUUUAUUAUCUUCGCAGUUCCCUACAGACAGAAUAAGUCGAAUGGGUGCAGCGAUCGUUUUACAAAUUGUCCGGAUUUGUUACGUCUUUUGAAAUAAGCAUCUCAUUGGUAUGUGCGUGUUGGACUCUUUUCUUAUGACACUGUGACUGACACCGCGAAGGAUUGAUUAGUUUUGUUUUAAUGAUGGGACAAAGUGGAUGCGAACGAACGUGGAUGAAAGGACGGAGGGUUGUGUGCUUGAUCGCUAUGCUUCUGUGCGGUGUGGCAUCGGCUCAAUUAAGAUAUUCCAUUUCUGAGGAAGUUGAAGAAGGAACUGUGGUUGGAAAUAUAGCAAAAGAUUUGGGAUUAGAGAAAAGCACACUAAAAGGCAGGAAAUACCGGAUUGUAACCAGUGCCACAGAUCCUCUUUUUAAUGUGGAUCAAAACGACGGGAUCCUGUACACGAGGAGAAAAAUCGACCGGGAAGAGGUUUGCGAGCGGAGCAGUACUUGUACAAUAAAUCUCAAAACGGUGCUAGAAAACCCACUGGAAGUCCAUUAUGUUGCUAUAGAAGUGGUGGAUUUAAAUGAUCAUUCUCCCACAUUCCCUGAAAAAGAGACAAAACUGGAGAUUUUUGAGUCUGUGCUACCAGGCGUGCGAAUCCCGCUGCAACCCGCACGAGAUCCAGACAGUGGCCCCUUCUCUCUUCAGCAGUAUAAACUUAGCUCUAAUGACCACUUUCGUUUGGAGGUUAAAGACUCAGGAGACGACGGUAAAAUACCUGUACUGAUUGUUCAAAAAUCUUUAGACAGAGAGACUGCAGGAAGCCACACGCUCAUACUAACGGCCAUGGACGGGGGUAAACCUCCGAAAUCGGGUACUAUGAAUGUUCUAGUCAGUGUUUUAGAUGUAAAUGAUAAUGGCCCCGUCUUCUCUAAAGAUGCUUACACAGUGACGCUUCAUGAAAAUGCUCGGGUAAAUACAACAGUCAUUCAGGUAAACGCAACAGAUUUAGAUGAUGGACCCAACGGGGAUGUGGUUUAUUCAUUUAGCAAUGGCGUGAAUCGUAAAUUCUUUAAGCUUUUUGAUAUUAAUCAGAAAACAGGUGAGAUCAUUGUAAAAGGUUUAAUAGACUACGAAGAGAGAGACAGAUACGAAAUUGAAAUUCAGGCAUCAGACAAAGGCCUGCCUCCAAUGGCUACACAAAAAAGCGUGAUUAUUAAGAUAGUUGAUGUGAAUGAUAACGCACCUGAUAUUGAGGUUACCUCAUUUUCCAGCUCUAUCCCAGAAGAUUCCAGACCUGGAACUACAGUAGCUCUUAUCAGUGUAAAUGAUUUGGACUCUGGGGUCAAUGGAAAGGUUAUUUGUAGUGUAAUUGGUGAUGUCCCUUUUAUUUUAUCACCAUCUUUACAGGAUAACAUGUAUUCAUUAGUAACCAAGACCCCUCUAGACAGAGAGAAACAGUCACAAUAUAUAAUAACAGUAGUUGCAAAAGACGCUGGCCAACCAUCGUUAUCAUCUGAAAACACAAUAAGUGUUACGGUGUCAGAUGUGAAUGACAACCGUCCAGAGUUUUCAUUCAGCCCAUAUACUUUCUAUGUUACUGAGGGGAAUAAUCCAGGAGCUUCAGUGUUUUCUGUUAAAGCCUCUGAUCGUGAUGAGAAUGACAAUGCGCGCAUUUCCUAUCAUAUUAUCAGAGAUGGAGUCGAAGAUAAUAAAGUCACUUCAUUUCUAAACAUAAACGCUAAUAAUGGCGAAAUUUUAACGCUGAAAAGUUUUGACUUUGAAACGCUGAAAACUUUCCAGUUCCAAGUUGUUGCCUCAGAUUCUGGAACUCCGCCACUAAGCAACAACGUCACAGUCAACGUCUUCAUCCUGGAUCAGAACGACAACGCUCCAGUCAUCCUGUAUCCACUCACCUCCAACGGCUCUGCUCAAGGUGUGGAGGAGAUUCCCCGAAACGUCAACGCAGGACACUUGGUGACUAAAGUCAGAGCCUAUGACGCUGAUAUAGGAUAUAACGGCUGGUUGCUCUUUUCACUGCAGGAAGUGACUGACCACAGUCUCUUUGCUUUGGAUCGCUAUACAGGACAGAUCAGAACACUUCGCUCAUUCACAGAGACAGACGGGGCUGAGCAUAAACUGGUAAUACUGGUCAAAGACAAUGGCAACGUUUCUCUCUCAGCAACAGCUACUGUGAUUGUCAAACUUGUGGAGCCCAAAGAGGCUUUUGCAGCGUCAGAUGUUAAAAGUGCAGCAAAGUAUGAGGACAGUAACGUCAUAUUUUACCUCAUGAUAACUUUGGGCGCAGUUUCUGUACUUUUUCUCGUCAGCAUCAUCGUGCUGAUUGCGAUGCAGUGCUCCAAAUCCACAGACUAUACUUCUAAAUAUUUGCCAGAGACUAAUUAUGACGGGACACUGUGUCACAGCAUCCAGUACAGAUCAGGAGAGAAGCGGUACAUGCUAGUUGGACCCAGAAUGAGUAUAGGAUCUACCAUAGUCCCGGGUAGCCAUGCAAAUACUCUUGUGCUUCCUGAUAGGAGACGCACAUCUGAAGAGAGAUAAGAACAGAUGCUGGUCUGUGCUGCUCUUGUUUGGCAUCAGUGCUCAUACAGCCAGAACAUCUGCUGCUGUGCUUAGGUCAUCAUGCCAUGCCCGGAGGUCAGGGCAAGGAUACACACAAGACAGCCAGUCAUUAAGCAGAAAACUAGUAAAGACACAUAUGGCUUAAAAUCCACUUUUAAUUUAUCGUGUACCAAAACCUAAAAACAGCAUAAUGAAGUGUCCUGAGAUCUAGAUUUAGGAAAUAAGAAUUUAUGGAAUUGUGAGAGAAAGCAUGAAUGAGUGAGGGAAAUUCAGAGUCUGUUGUUUAGAUGCUGGGUAUAGCCUUGCUAAGAGGAUUGCCUUCUUAUCCUUGCACUGCUCACUGUGGGGUAAAUGGGGUAAAUGAGGUAUACGGUCACAAAUGACAUAUACUUGUCUAAUUAAUACCGUAUUUGUUGCCACACAUGGAUGGAAUCAAAUCUUGGCCAUUAGAGGGAUUGAGUCUGUAGCUGCAGGGUUCCUCUUCCCCCGUGUGGCUAUUUGGCCUGCCUAGUUCCCCUACUAAACAUCUUGAGUAAAGUCAGUGCCUUGUUUAUUCUUAUCUUUCUGAAUGUUCCAGCCCAGCUUUCAAUGUGCAAAUGUUUUAUUCAAUGCAACCAAAACGCAACACUUUUUUUCCUGCAAUGUAGAUCUGGCAAUGCUCUGUGUUGCAUGUCACACCCCUCUUUCACUCUUAAUGUUCUCAAUCUAAUUUGUCUUAAAUAAAAGUUCUACAUUGUUUAAUACAACACAAACCACACAUUAUCCCGUUAAAAUAGGUCUUAUUAGUUAUAUUAUUAAAACUUUUUUUGUGUGUUUAUUUAUGAUCAUAUGACUGAUAUGGUCAUGCAGACACAGUAAGAAAGCCCAUUUUAACAGUGAUUAAAGCUACAGUGUAAAAAAGUCUCCUUGUAUUCGCUGUGUUUUUAAAAUGGGCAUUCAGCUCCUCCAGGUCAUUUUUCUUAGUGUGUGAUGCAGUGAGUUUUUCUGUUCAGGACGUGAGUCAUCUCAUCCCACAUGUAGCUUUUCAUUUUGCGAAGUAGGUCUGCUGGGUUUAUUUCAGGAGGAACCAUCUGUCAUAAAAAAUGAAUCAGGAACGUGGGCAUUUAGGGUUGGUGCUAGUAUUAUUUUAACAAAGAAAGAUGAUAGGCUAUGUCAUUCCCUGUAGUCACACAGACACACAGACAGGCAUACACACACACAGCAGGCUGUGUUUUUGUGUUUACAUGUCUGUUCAUUCCUAGACCUUUCUCUGUGUUUUCUCUGUGUUUCCCGCCAUCCAAUCUAGUAGUGUAUGAAUAAAACAAUAAGACACGGGUGUGGAAGAUCCGUGAUGAUGCUGUGGCUCAUACCACACACUCUCCUCCCACUAACUGCCCCCCCACACCCCACCCCCUCUUUGUUCUCUUCAUUACUACCCCAUUUUUCUCAGCCUCAUAUGCUUUCCUUCUUAUCUUCAUCUCUCCCUCAGUUCCUUGCCAUUUCUAACUCAAUUCUUAAAUCAGUGUAUUUGUCUUCAUAUCUCUUCAUUUCAUUUCUUAAACAAAGAAUCUCUUCUCCUCCUCCUACGCAUUCUGAUUUCUUUUUGCUGAUAUUCUUUCUUAUGCCCUCUCCUGUCGCUUUGUGCAACUGCAGGCUCACAGAAAAUGGCUGACACAUUUUGUAAGCUUGUUUACUCUUUCUUUUGUUAUCCCCCAGUUCUCUUUUUUUUGCUCAGCCUGGUGUUGUUUUUGGUUUGACUUGGUUGCUAACUGCUAUUACAAAGCUUAGUUGAAGCUAUACAAUCCUUCCUUGCCACUGAAAACAUUGGUGGCCUCUUUUCUCAACUCUACCUCCUCUUUCUCUAUAAACUGGAGCUAUGAGCUGAGUUUGUUAGAAAACCUUUUUCUCUCUCUUAGUUAUGGCUUUAGUAGGGACACGUGAAGCAUAGCCAAGUCUGGUGUUGCUUUUCAAAGCCAGGUCCUAGAGGAAAAAUAAUAAUAAUUUUCCCCUUCAUAUGAAUCCAAAGUAACAAUUUUUCAGCUUGUUGCUGUUGACUUAAGUUAAAUACUUUUUAUACAGGAGGAUGAAAGAUGGGAUUACAUUAACAAUGUUGUUAGAAUUUGGAGUUGCUAUUUUUAUGUGGCUAUUUGCUGUGGAAUUGAAGUAGCAUGUUUUCCAAGUGAAAUAUCCUGCUUGUUAAACAUAAUAUAUAACGAAAGAUAAGAAAAUUAAAUAACCCAAGUUUGUUUCUCUCUCUGCAGUUAU